Aspergillus aculeatinus CBS 121060 is the source of this 1458-nucleotide messenger RNA. RefSeq lists its product as uncharacterized. Gene Ontology annotation, molecular function: DNA-binding transcription factor activity, RNA polymerase II-specific; transcription cis-regulatory region binding. The record is from RefSeq and is a predicted model, not a curated record. Lineage: Eukaryota; Fungi; Ascomycota; Eurotiomycetes; Eurotiales; Aspergillaceae. Gene Ontology annotation, cellular component: nucleus. Bases 10 to 1458 code for a protein of 482 amino acids. Gene Ontology annotation, biological process: regulation of DNA-templated transcription. The transcript is spliced from 4 exons.
AUAACAGAAAUGUCAUCCCCUUCUACAAUCAGUAAUACUUCGUCACACCCAAGCUCUAUACCCGAGCCGCUCCACAACCUAAUCACCCGGGGACUUCUCAGUAUCACUGAAGGCGAAGAGCUACUCUCGAAGUUCCGCACAGAAUUGAUGCCCCUGUUUCCAUUCGUCAUUGUACCCGAAGCGAGCUUUGUCGAACUGGGCAAGCAGUCUCCAUUCCUUCUCCUGUGCAUAAUAACAGCUUGUCUCGAGCAUAGACCCGAUCUACAGCAAAGACUAGAGCUCGAAGCACGAGCUGUGAUCUCGACCCGCAUAGUCAUGAACAUGGAGAGGGACAUGGAUCUAUUCCGGGGGUUACUGGUCCAUAUCGCAUGGUAUCACUAUCACUGGCGCGCUUACCAUACCCAGGUGUACAUGCUUUUGCAGGUGGCGAUGGCCAUCGUUGUGGACUUGGGACUGGAUACAUGCGACAACUUCAGAAUGCAGCGCCACUAUCCCGAAGAAAAAGAGGCGGAGGAACCACACAAAGCUCAAGCGCUCUAUCUGACCCCUGACGGACAGCGUGCCUUCUUAGGGUGCUAUUAUCUAUGUUCCAAGGCCUCGAUAUUCCGGCGACAGCUCAUCAUGAAACACACGGACUGGGUCGACUACUGUGCCCACAGCUUAGGGCAAAGGGCGGAGUAUCCCACGGACCAGUCUCUCAAAGCACUAAUUGAGAUCCAAUCGCUUGCUCGGCGAUCGGAGCUGGAGGUCGAAGACCCUAUCCAUGCGAUGGGCACGGACGAACUGUCCCAGUCUAUGGACAUACUUGAGAAUCGGAUCGAGCACCUUCUCGUGCAGAAAACACAAUGUAAUACCUGGGCCCUGCGCUUGGAGCUCAAUGCAAUGCCGGCCAUUUAUGAGAAACAGCAACUCCUGACCAUCGCGCGUUCCGCGUUCAACACCGUGACAGUAUUCCUCGCAUCGCCGGCUUCAGUCACCCCCAACCUCCCCAUGUUCAGCUACACAUCCAUCUGGUACGGCCUGCUGGUCUUAUCGAAGCUGAGCCUACUCUCGGAUGCCGCGACGAAAGGCAAGGCAGUCGACGUCCGUCCCAAAGACAUCCACAACCUCGGCCUGGCGGCUAUGCAGAAGAUGGAGACAAUGUCCCGGAACGAUGACGUUUGGGAUAAUUGCCGUGCAGUGAUCGGAUCCAUGCUCUCAUGGUUGGAGAGCAGUCGGGCACGGCCCCAUUCCACACCAGAUCGAGGAGAUACUAGAACACCAUCUACCCAGCACGCUGAGAACGCUCCUAUCUCACCGCAACCAACACCCGACGAUCACCCUCGAGCCCCAGGGUUCGCGGCGGCGGUGGCCGAAGAUUGGGAUGCGACCGUAUGGCAGCAGAUGUUGCACGAUUUGACCUGGAUCGGGCUACCGGUGGAGCAGCCGUUCGCCGUAGAUCUAGCCUACUUGCCUUGA